UCGUCGAAGUCGGCCAGGUCCCACAGGUCGACCAUGUCUCUACAAAAGACCGAGAUCAUCAUCAAUGUAUAUGAUCUCAUGCCACCCGGCAGAUUCGCUUCGCUACUAUGGACCGUAGGAUCGUCCCUCCUCCACUCCGGUGUCGUCAUCAACGGCAGAGAAUACGCAUACGGUGGGCACGACAAGCCUGGGGUGACAGGCGUGUACUGGACGAGGCCCAGGACCCUCCCGCCCGGCGCCACCUUCAAGCAAGAGAUAUUACAUGGCUUCACGCUGUCUCCACAGAACGAGAUCGAUGCGAUCAUCCACGACGUCUCGAACGAGUUCCAGGGCACGUCGUACAAUCUUUUGACAAAGAACUGCAACCACUUUACGGCGUACCUCUGCCAAAAAUUGACGGGCCGGAGUGGGCCUGGGUGGCUGAACAGGGCCGCAAGCAUCGGGGUGGCUCUCCCUUGUAUCGUGCCGAGGGAUUGGAUCGAGCCGCCAGAGUUCGACACGCAGGGCGGCGACCUGCUAGACGAGGAGAGCGAUUCGGAUGAGAGGUCCAGGAUGCUCCGGGAGUCUAGG
Cryphonectria parasitica EP155 is the source of this 570-nucleotide messenger RNA. RefSeq names its product DUF862-domain-containing protein. The record is from RefSeq and is a predicted model, not a curated record. Gene Ontology annotation, biological process: protein deubiquitination. Lineage: Eukaryota; Fungi; Ascomycota; Sordariomycetes; Diaporthales; Cryphonectriaceae. The transcript is spliced from 2 exons. The annotation marks the transcript as partial. Gene Ontology annotation, molecular function: deubiquitinase activity.